AGGAGAUGCAUGGUAAAUUGCCCACGGUUACAUUUCCUUUUGUCACAUGCAGAGACCAUAGAACUCCCCCCCGUCGUCGUCCUGCCUGACUAUUCCUUUCAACGGUUCCGAUGGUCGUGUUCGCCCCCUUCCCCAAAACACAGUUUCCAAAAGGGAAAAUACCUCCCUUUCAGGCCUCCCUCAGAUUUGUCAUCGUGUUCAUAAAAGCCUCAUGGAAAUAUCGCAAAUGGGAUUUGUCAACGCUGUCACGAUGGUUAUGGUUGGGUCGCUUGUCUUUUUUUUUUUUCAACUAUAUUUUGCAUCGUGGAACAUUUUCUUGACGUACUUUUGGGGGCAUCUGUUUGUAAAGAGCAAUGUGGAUAAGUUGUCGUAGGAAACAGUUAAUAUAGGGCUCUGUUGACGAAUAAAAGAGUAUAAAGAGGAAACGGACGGUCUUCGUUUCUGUUUACUUUUAUUGUUAAUACAUUUGGAUCCCGCCGGCCGACAUCCGAUACCCGCAUCUACUCUCGGUCGCUGUAUUGCAAAGCAGAUCCGCUAUCCGCUAUUCGUAAGCGCUUGACCGCCUAUAUCGGACUACCGUUCUCGAAUCUAGCAAUUUCAAAGCCACCUCUCCGAUAACAAAAAUGUUUGACUCUGGUAAUUAUGGGUCCAGCAACCCUUCGACAGACUCAACAACAUCCUCAUCAUCCUCAACAUGGACCCAAGAUCCAGCAUCUAUGGGUAUCAUCAUCGGUGUCAUUGGCGUCAUAUGUCUCCUAGGCAUUGCACUCCUCAUUUGGUCUUGCUACCGCUAUCGUCGUGCAAAAUUACCUACCUAUGAAGAUGCCGUUUCCCGAGGACCCAACCGGAAUGUGGUAUUGGAACCAUUACCACCAUAUGAAAAAGACGAUGAGGUAGAUGAGAUUCGAUGCGAUACUACAAGUGACAUGAAUGAGACGGCGCCAGGCGAGGGUAAUGAUGAGCAAGAAGAGGAUCUUCCUCCUGCAAUAUAUUCCCCUGCUGAAACUCUUCCUGUGGAAAUUGUCGUAAGAGGAUGAUUUUCCCACCUCAUGCCUUUACUCCCAACCAAUUUCCUCUCGAGAAAACCAGCCGAGUACCUUCCCUUGCUAAAACUCUAAUACCACAAGUUAUUAUUUGUACAUAGAAUUUUUAUCAUGUAUAACUUCUGUUCUUGAACCAAAAUCUUUGUUUAUAUAUAUUAAUUAUAAAGUAUUUACCGCUA
Molecule: messenger RNA, 1222 nt
Organism: Spizellomyces punctatus DAOM BR117
Lineage: Eukaryota; Fungi; Chytridiomycota; Chytridiomycetes; Spizellomycetales; Spizellomycetaceae
Exons: 1
Coding region: 624-1037 (137 amino acids)
Source: RefSeq, a predicted model, not a curated record